Messenger RNA from Nothobranchius furzeri (turquoise killifish), 2349 nucleotides. RefSeq names its product pyruvate dehydrogenase kinase 2a (gene pdk2a). Gene Ontology annotation, biological process: protein phosphorylation; regulation of glucose metabolic process. The record is from RefSeq and is a predicted model, not a curated record. Gene Ontology annotation, molecular function: pyruvate dehydrogenase (acetyl-transferring) kinase activity. NCBI's taxonomy places the organism in Eukaryota, Metazoa, Chordata, Actinopteri, Cyprinodontiformes, Nothobranchiidae. Gene Ontology annotation, cellular component: mitochondrion.
UUCUCCUCACGCUGCGGUUGCUGUUGUGAAUGUUCAGAGAGGGAAGGAGCUCGCGCUGUUAGCCUAGAAUAGCCUAGCAUCAAAACACAGAAGGACACAGAAAGGUGGAGCUGAGACUUUGCAGCAAUCAUGAAGUUCGUUCGCUUUAUCAUGAAGAACGCUGCGCUGGCAAAUGCGCCGAAACACAUCGAUCAUUUCUCUAAAUUUUCUCCAUCGCCGCUUUCCAUGAAGCAGUUUAUUGAUUUCGGUUCCAUAAACGCCUGUGAGAAGACAUCGUUUGUUUUCCUCAGGCAGGAACUUCCUGUUAGACUCUCAAACAUCAUGAAGGAGAUCAACCUCCUGCCUGACCGACUGCUCACCACCCCGUCAGUUCAGAUGGUGCAGAGAUGGUAUAGUCAGAGUUUAAUGGAGAUCCUCGACUUUUUAGACACAAAUCCAGAUGACCAUAAAGUUCUUUCAGAGUUUGUCGAUGCGUUAGUCUCCAUCAGAAACCGGCACAACGACGUGGUGCCGACAAUGGCUCAGGGGGUCAUCGAAUACAAGGAGACGUUCCCCCAGGACGCGGUCACCAACCAGAACAUCCAGUAUUUCCUGGAUCGGUUCUACAUGAGCCGCAUCUCCAUCCGAAUGCUCAUCAACCAGCACACUCUGGUGUUUGAUGGCACGACUAACCCAGUCCACCCCAACACCAUUGGAAGUAUUGACCCUCAAUGCCAAGUGGAAGAUGUGAUUCAGGAUGCUUUCCACAGUGCCAAAAUGCUGUGUGAGCAGUACUACCUCUGCUCCCCCGAUCUGAUUGUACAGGAGAUGAACAACAAGAAUCAUCAUCAUCCGAUAUCCAUCGUGUACGUCCCCUCUCACCUCUAUCACAUGCUGUUUGAGCUCUUCAAGAAUGCUAUGAGAGCAACAAUCGAGACCCACGAAAGCAGCAACAACCUCCCUCCCAUUAGAGUCAUGGUGUCCCUGGGUGGAGAGGACAUGUCCAUCAAGGUGAGCGACCGAGGCGGUGGUGUUGCAUUCCGCCGGAUCGAGAACCUUUUCAGCUACAUGUACUCCACUGCUCCUGCUCCUCAGAUCGGAGACCACUCCAGGGCUCCUCUGGCUGGCUUUGGCUACGGUCUCCCCAUCUCCCGUCUCUACGCCAAGUACUUCCAGGGAGAUCUGCAGCUUUACUCGAUGGAGGGUUACGGCACAGAUGCUGUCAUCUACCUAAAGGCCCUGUCCACGGACUCUAUCGAAAGGCUGCCGGUUUACAACAAAACAGCUCUGAAGAAUUAUAAGAUGGCACAGGAGGCUGAUGACUGGUGCGUCCCCAGUAAAGAACCUCUAGAUCUGCGCAAAUUCAAGGUGGCUUAGCAAGAAGCUCUGCAGCACUGGCUGGUGCUUCUCGACCACAAAUCUCCUUGUUUUCCCAAGGAAUCAUCCGCCAAGGACGAAGAGCUUCCUAAACCAAGUACCCUCCCAAGAACAGAGCGGAACAGCCUGUUUUUACCAGCAGCAUGAUGCAGCUCCUGUCAUCCCCUUUUUGGUUUUUAGUAGAAAAAUAGACAACAGGAUGCUUGGAUGGAGUCGCCUGCGUGGCGUUGAAAUUCCCUCAGCAUUAAUGGGGACAGAGUGCAGGUUGGAGGCAGCACCCAGGAUGUUGUGGGUGUUUAGAAAAGAAAAGUCGUAUUAGUGGACUGAUGAGAUGUGAUGGGAAGAGGUGUUUAAAAGACAUCCUGCAUGUUUUGACACAUUAACAGGAAGACCUGUUGUUUUAGCCUUAAAGUAGCAAAUCCACCCAAGGGCAAGUUGUUUUGUUGGAAUACUUGAACUAUUAAAACUAAUCUUUUCACCUUGUUGAAGACAGUACUGUAACUGUUCAAAGUGUAGAACAACAUUUUUAUUUGUGUGAAUGUUUCUGCUUUUCUGAGUUUAUUUCUGCCUGUACAAAUUUAGGACUGAUGUUUCGUCAGGCGUCCGGACCAGGCUGAAUGUAAUCCUCCUUUUACGUGUGAAAGAAGAAAUGUGCACUAUGUAACAGAAACCGUCGAUCCGUGUUUCGAGUCGGCGUUGGUGUUUGCCAGCCUUGAGUAAAGGCUAUGUUCAAUAAAAUCAAGUGUUCGCAUGCUCCAGUGGGAGCUCAGCGUUAAACCUGUUUGAGGUUCAAAAGGCUAGUGUCGGUUUUAUUUUCCUACUGUGCCAAACGAGUAUGUCUUGGGUCCAGAUGUGUUCAGAAUCAAUGGUUUUACUUUGUUUAUCUUAAUCAUACAGAAUGCAAAUGGGUAUUUUUUUUAUAACUAAACUUGUUUGUGACUGAACUGAUGCAAAUAAAACAACAUUAAAAAAAAAUUCUAAGAUGUUUUUUCA